CUCACAACUGAGGUCAGCAUGACAUCCCCGUGGGCUUCGUGGGUGAAAGGCCUGCGUGAGAGCCACCGCUGAACGCACGCAGGGAGGAGACGGCUCGCUAGGGCACAGGGGCGACACACGGGGCCGGCCGCGCUCGAGUCGACGAAACAAGGAACAGCACCGGCUCGCCCUCCUUCCUCUCCCCCCGACCCCUCCCCGCGCGAGCGAGCCAACAAGUGCGCGCCAUUUGCCGCACGCGAAUCAUCCCGUCCAAAAGCCCCCCCCCAGCAGAGACAACAAAGCGUGAUUCGGUUGCACCGGAGCACCACUAAAGGCGCAACAGAAGUAACCAUCGACUCCAGAGUGUGGUCCGGUCCGCGAGCGUAGGAAAUAGUGGAGCAGAAAGAGAAAGAGAAAUAUAAGGAGGAGGAGAAGAGAGAGGGAUCCGUUUCUCGCUCACCGAUCUUGCUCGAAUGAGAUGAAAUCAAAAACAAAUGGGACUGGAACCUCUCAAGCAGCUCAAAAGACGAAUGUUCUUCAAGGUGAGGGCCCAAAUUGGGUAUUUGUUGUAGGUGGUGCCUUGUUGAGCACACUUUCAAUUAAGCUUGGAUGCCAACUGAAACGGGCCUUUGAUAACAAACGACAUGAUGAGGCAAACAAAGAAAAUAGAAAAUCUACUGCUGACAGAAGAUCAAGAGCUUGCAAUUUGCAUAAUCUCUAUCACUUUGCUCAAGAUGAGGAUAAUCAUUAUCACUUUCUUUCGGAAACUUCAAGAGUUGGAGUAGAUGCCAAGCGACCCAAAAGUCCAAUAGUAAUGGAAGCAGAUCUCUCUCUUCCACUGGUGAAAAUCCCAGCCACCGAAACCAACAAAGUUGUCGAGGACAUAAUGCGAGCAUCAUCGCUUGAUCGCCUGGAGCUCCCCUGGAAGCCAUUCCACCACUCAAACUGCUCAGACUCAUGCAUCUCAGAGUCUGGAUCUGACGUCUACAGCAAGAGAGAACUGAUACAAAAACUACGCCAACAGCUGAAGCAACGAGAUGAAAUGAUCAUGGAGAUGCAGACCCAGAUUACAGAUGUGCAGAAUUCUUUGCAUAUUCAAAGGGCCCAAACUGCACAUCUUCAGAGCCAGCUCGAUUCUGCCAAUAAAGACUUGUUCAAUUCUGAGAGAGAGGUCCGCCGAUUAAGAAAGGUUAUCACCGACCAUCAUGUUGCGGAGGUGACCUCUCCCGACAAGCUCGUAGUGGCAGGAAACUGGCAUCCAGAAUCUGCAAAUGGGCUGGCAAAUGGCUAUGCUGAUAGCGUCAAUGAUUUGGAGUUGCAUCGUGUUGGAGUGGACAAAAGAGAAAUAGAUGUUGAGAAAGUUGGGAUGUUGAAGAGAGAGGUAAGCGAACUGAAGGAGGUAAUUGAAGGAAAAGAUUUCCUGCUCCAGAGCUACAAGGAUCAGAAGGUUGAGUUUUGCUCGAAGAUCAAGGAGUUGCAGCUAAAACUAGCUUCGCAAGUACCGAACAUAUUGUAAUUCUUUUCUUUUCUUUCUUUCUUUUUUUUUCCCUUUUUUCUGCUCCACAAGCUCUUCCUUCGUCGAUGUUGUCUGAAAUGUAGUGUUUGUACAGGUUUUGGUAUCUGGGUUUGCUUUCCUUUUAUCCUUUUAUUUUUCUAAUUCAACCUGUUUUGCAUGAGAGAUCUUUAUAUUGUUUGGUCAAGGCAAGUCAUUGAUGAUGUUCUUUUCCA
Musa acuminata AAA Group (dessert banana) is the source of this 1707-nucleotide messenger RNA. RefSeq lists its product as uncharacterized. Lineage: Eukaryota; Viridiplantae; Streptophyta; Magnoliopsida; Zingiberales; Musaceae. The record is from RefSeq and is a predicted model, not a curated record. The transcript is spliced from 4 exons. Bases 458 to 1495 code for a protein of 345 amino acids.